UCGAACACUUCCAAUUGCCUUUUCGAAAACAUCAUGACAUAUCCAUGAAAUUUACACCCAGAAUCAUAUAUAGACCGAAGCUUUGCUGAAAGCCAAUCAAUUCUUACUUCUUUUCCCUCCAUUUUCUCCCACAGUUCCUUCUCUCUAUUCAUCAAUCAAUUGCACCUUCACCAUGCUUGCAAGAAUGCACUGUACUACUACUGAAGCCAUGCCUAUUGCUUCCUUAUGAGCAUUGUCCUCACUUUUCUAAGCACAAAAUCAUUGGCCCUUUUCAGCAUUCUUGAAUAUAAGUUUGUUUUCUUCCUUAUAUCGCAACAAAAUCCCAACUUUUUUUUUUCUCUGUGUUGCAUUUUUUUCAAGCCCCAAGUAAAGGUGUGUCCAUGAAUUUGUUGUUUUUGGACAUUUUGAAGCAUCUGAAUGUUGAGGGCUGCUGGUCAGAUCUAAAAGACAAAAACUUGAGCUUGUAGAUCUUAUCCAGAAGAAGGAUUGGUCGAGAUGGUGGCGGAGCCUUGGUUAAUAAAGAUGGGAAAUCAGGUAAGUGGCAGUUUCAAGAAUUCUUUAGCUCUGGAAAAUCCCAAAAAAUCAUCUUCUGGUAAUAAAAAACAAGGUCAGCAAGAGAAGAAAAUUAUUGGGAUUCUUUCAUUCGAAGUUGCUAAUGUGAUGUCUAAGAUUAUUUAUCUUCAUAAAUCUUUAGCUGAUAGUGAAAUUUUUAAGCUUAAAAAUGAGAUCUUGAAUUCUGAAGGGAUAAAGAAAGUAGUUUCUGAUGAGGAAACAAGGCUUUUAGAAUUAGCCCUUGUUGAAAAACUUGAUGAUUUGCAAAGGGUUGCUAGUGUUGUAUCUAGGUUGGGAAAGAAAUGUACAAUACCUGCUCUGCAGGGUUUUGAGCAUGUUUAUGGGGAUAUUAUGUCUGGGGUGAUUGAUGUAAAGGAAUUGGGAUUUUUGGUUAAGGAUAUGGAGGGAAGAGUGAGGAAAAUGGAAAGAUAUGUCAGUUUUACAGCUAAUUUAUACCAUGAAAUGGAGGUUCUUAAUGAGUUGGAAAUUGCCACUAAGAAGUUUCAACAGAACCAACAUGAAGAGAGUAGGAAGGCCUUUGAGCAGAAGUUAGUUUGGCAGAAACAGGAUGUUAGGCAUUUGAAGGAUGUGUCCCUUUGGAAUCAGGCUUAUGAUAAGGUUGUAGAGUUGUUGGCUAGAACUGUUUGUACAAUUUAUGCAAGGAUUGCUUUGGUUUUUGGGGAUGCGAUUUUAAGGAGGGAUUCUUUGAAUGGUACAGUUUCAGGGCCACAGGUUGGUUUUAGUGGGAGUUUAUGUCAUAUGAAGCAAGAUUAUGAAGCAAAAUCGGGCCAGAUAAACGGUGAGUGUGGUGUUCAGGUAGGGACUGACUUGAUGAAACAAACUUUGAGCAAGAGUGUUGGUAAUCAUCAUUCUGGACUGAUGGAAAAGAAGGUGUUGGAGAAUAAAGGUGUCAACUAUGAUAGGCCAAAGGCUGGAAUGCAGCGAAGUGAAGCUGGCUUAUUUAGUCCUGAGGAUUUUAACUUCACUUGUGGGAUAGGGCCUGGAAGGUUGUUUAUGGAAUGCCUUAGCUUGAGCAGUUCUACCUCAAAAGUAGAUGAUGACGAUGAUGAUACAGUUAAUUACGAUCGAUCUAGUCAAAUUUCCAGCUGUUGCAGUGUUGCAAAUGGUUUGAAGAGGGAGCAUCCUGCACUCUCAGGUUUAUUGAGUCGGUCCGUCAGUGGAGAUCCAAGGAAACUUCAAAGUAAUGUGGCAAACGGUGCAAAAUUUGGCUCCAAAAGUAAGCUGUUUGUUUAUGCUCCUGACUGCACUGUUGGAGGCUCUGCUCUAGCCCUGCAUUAUGCAAAUGUUAUCAUCGUGAUAGAGAAGCUGCUCCGUUAUCCACAUUUGGUUGGUGAGGAAGCCAGGGAUGACCUCUAUCAGAUGCUGCCAACAAGCUUAAGAAAAACUUUGAAGAGUAAACUGAAAGCUUAUGUGAAAGACUUAGCUAUCUAUGAUGCUCCUCUGGCCCAUGAUUGGAAGGAAAGGCUUGAUGAGAUACUGAAGUGGCUUGCCCCCAUGGCGCAUAACAUGAUCAGGUGGCAAAGCGAACGUAAUUUUGAGCAGCAGCAGAUAGUUACCAAGACAAAUGUGCUGUUGCUCCAAACCUUGUACUUUGCUGACCAGGCAAAGACGGAGGCUGCAAUCUGUGAGCUACUGGUUGGUUUGAACUACAUAUGCCGCUAUGAGCAUCAGCAAAACGCUCUAUUGGAUUGUGCAAGCAGUUUCGAUUUUGAGGACUGUAUGGAGUGGCAAACGCAACUUCGGGCUUCUUUUCAAUCUUGAGUAUAGGUUGACUUGUACAAUGCUAGGUGGUAAUUUCUCAACUUUCUGCAUUGUAUAAUACAAGUAUAAGAUAGUUUAACAGAUGUGAAUAUCAAAGAAAAUAUGAAUCCCAAAAAUGGAGCAGCACUCAAUGUAAUUGUAUUGCAAGAAACGGAUUCACAA
Molecule: messenger RNA, 2496 nt
Organism: Coffea eugenioides
Lineage: Eukaryota; Viridiplantae; Streptophyta; Magnoliopsida; Gentianales; Rubiaceae
Exons: 1
Coding region: 496-2334 (612 amino acids)
Biological process (GO): positive regulation of growth
Source: RefSeq, a predicted model, not a curated record